ACGAGAAAUUAGGUAUAGACAUAGCAACACAACACUGCUUGUCUGCCUCCAUCAGCAUCUCCCUUUUGCUAUUCCUUCGCUCCUCUGAGAUUACAGCUGCGAUUCCGAUGGCGGCCAUAACCCGCCUCGUUAAACGCACCACUUCCUUUUAUCCCUUAGCGCGUGGAUUCUCCUCCUCCUCAUAUUCUCACGCGUCACCGCGUGAAAACAGGAAUAUUCAGUGGGUUUUCUUAGGCUGUCCCGGCGUUGGUAAAGGCACCUACGCCAGCCGCCUCUGUAACCUCCUCGGUGUUCCUCACAUCGCUACCGGAGAUCUUGUUCGCCAUGAGCUUUCCUCCAAUGGCCCCCUUUCUUCCCAGCUAUCAGAAAUCGUAAAUCAAGGCCAAUUAGUGUCAGAUGAAAUUAUUAUGAGCUUGUUGUCUAAGAGACUGGCUGAAGGACAAGCCAAAGGUGAAUCAGGUUUCAUUCUUGAUGGUUUUCCUCGAACAAUAAAGCAAGCAGAAAUAUUGGAAGGGGUGACAGACAUUGACUUGGUGGUCAAUCUGAAGAUCCGAGAAGAAGCACUGCUUGCAAAAUGCCUUGGUAGGAGAACUUGCAGUCAGUGUGGAGGAAAUUUUAAUGUUGCCUCCAUUAACAUCAAGGGUGAGAAUGGGUGCCCUGGAAUUAGUAUGGAUCCCCUGCUUCCUCCUGAGCAUUGCAUGUCCAAGCUCAUCACUCGUUCUGAUGAUACUGAACCAGUAGUCAAAGAAAGGCUUCGUAUAUACAAUGAAUUGAGUCAACCUGUGGAGGGAUUUUACCGUAGCAGAGGAAAACUAAUGGAGUUUGAGCUUCCUGGAGGGAUCCCGGAAUCUUGGCCAAAGUUGUUGCAUGCUCUUAAUCUAGAUGAUGAAGAGAAGCAGUCUGCUGCAGCAUAAGAUAUAAAAGUGUACCGUAUAAUUAUGUAUUUCAUUCUUUGCAUGUGUAUACUGCAUGCUAUACAAUUUUGCAGGAAAUAGAACCAGGGAAGGUUGGCUUCUCGAAUUGGUAUUAUUUUGAUAAAUAAUGUUAUAAGGAAGUGUCAUAAUCUGAUCAAACUUAUAUCCUAUUUGGAUUUUCUUUUUGUUUCUUUAAUUUUUUUUUAUUUCAGUUAUAUACUAGUGUUUUUUAAUGUUGGUAUCAGAGUUUCUGAUAUAGUUUUUACAUAAAUGUUUGUUUACUGUUUCAGCAAUAAUGCCAACAGGAUUGGCACAAUCACUUUAUUGUAAGUUGUAACUGAAUUAUAUUGAACUAAUAUUAUGUUCAAGGUAUUUACAAAA
Medicago truncatula (barrel medic) is the source of this 1295-nucleotide messenger RNA. Its product is annotated as adenylate kinase 1, chloroplastic. Lineage: Eukaryota; Viridiplantae; Streptophyta; Magnoliopsida; Fabales; Fabaceae. The coding region runs from base 108 to 914 and encodes 268 amino acids. Gene Ontology annotation, biological process: nucleobase-containing compound metabolic process. The record is from RefSeq and is a predicted model, not a curated record. Gene Ontology annotation, molecular function: ATP binding; AMP kinase activity. The transcript is spliced from 4 exons.